AUGAGCUCCACAGAGUCAGGGGGCAUCAGCAUAGUGGGGCCCAGUAAUGCAGAGCCCCCACCUCGUCCUCCAAGUCCAGCCAUGUAUCAGGUGGAUAUCGUCCUGAAGAAAGGGAACAACCUGGCCAUCCGAGAUCGGACAGGGACCAGUGACCCGUAUGUGAAGUUCAAGAUUGCGGGGAAGGAGGUGUUCAGGAGUAAAACCAUCCAUAAGAACCUUAACCCGGUGUGGGACGAGAGAGUGACCCUACACGUGGAAAACCUGAGGGACCCGCUAUAUGUCAAGGUUUUUGACUAUGACUUUGGACUCCAGGAUGAUUUCAUGGGCUCAGCGUAUCUCCACCUGGAGUCACUGGAACAUCAGAGGACACUGGAUGUGACGCUGGACCUGAAGGACCCACAGUACCCUGAAAACAACCUGGGCAGCCUGGAUCUAGCUGUCACUCUGUCACCGAAGGAGGGAGACUUUAGGGAUGCUACCAUGCUUUUGAGAAGGAACUGGAAACGAUCUAGUAAGUAUCAGAGUAUGCGUCUGUCAGAUGUGCACAGAAAAGCCCAGCUGUGGCGAGGUAUAGUCAGCAUCAGUCUGAUAGAAGGUCGCCGCCUGCAGCCCAUGGACACCAAUGGCCUCAGUGACCCUUACGUCAAAUUCAGGAUGGGGCACCAGAAGUACAAAAGCAAGACAAUUCCCAAAACGCUGAACCCCCAGUGGAGAGAGCAGUUUGAUUUCCACCUGUAUGAGGAGCAGGGAGGUUUUGUAGACAUCACAGUGUGGGACAAAGAUGCUGGCAAGAAGGAUGACUUCAUGGGAAGGUGUACCAUUGACCUGUCGCAUCUCAGUAAAGAGCACACACACAAGCUGGACCUGCCGCUGGAGGAAAGCGAAGGAGUGCUGGUUCUCCUGGUUACACUCACUGCCUCUGCUGCCGUUUCCAUCUCAGACCUGUCAAUCAACAUGCUGGACGACCCGAACGAGAGACAUCAGAUCAUGCACAGAUAUAGCCUGUGGAGGUCACUGCACAACCUGAAAGAUGUCGGCGUGGUGCAGGUAAAGGUCAUCAGGGCGGAGGGACUGAUGGCGGCAGAUGUCACAGGUAAGAGUGACCCGUUCUGUGUGGUGGAGCUGAGUAAUGAUCGACUGCAAACUCACACCGUCUACAAAAACCUCAACCCAGAGUGGAACAAAGUCUUCACUUUUAACGUGAAGGACAUCCACUCGGUACUCGAGGUCACCGUUUACGACGAGGACAGAGACAGAAGUGCAGAUUUCCUGGGGAAAGUGGCUAUUCCUCUACUAAAUAUCCAAAAUGGAGAACGCAAAGCCUACGCCUUGAAAAGCAAGGAGCUGACAGGGCCAACAAAAGGGGUCAUCUUUCUCGAAAUAGACGUGAUAUUUAAUGCUGUGAAGGCUGGUCUCAGGACGCUGAUUCCCAUCGAGCAGAAGUACAUCGAGGAGGAGCCCAGAGUGUCCAAACAGCUGCUGUUACGCAACUUUAACAGAGUCAGACGCUGCAUCAUGUUCCUCAUCAAUACUGGCUGCUACAUCAACAGCUGCUUCGAAUGGCACUCACCACAGAGGAGCAUCUGUGCUUUUUUGUGCCAGCCGCAUGUACACAUCGUCCAUUAG
Messenger RNA from Paralichthys olivaceus (Japanese flounder), 1626 nucleotides. Lineage: Eukaryota; Metazoa; Chordata; Actinopteri; Pleuronectiformes; Paralichthyidae. The record is from RefSeq and is a predicted model, not a curated record.